This is a messenger RNA of Parasteatoda tepidariorum (common house spider), 1606 nucleotides long. RefSeq names its product (Lyso)-N-acylphosphatidylethanolamine lipase. The record is from RefSeq and is a predicted model, not a curated record. Gene Ontology annotation, cellular component: mitochondrion; lipid droplet. Gene Ontology annotation, biological process: lipid homeostasis; phosphatidic acid biosynthetic process. NCBI's taxonomy places the organism in Eukaryota, Metazoa, Arthropoda, Arachnida, Araneae, Theridiidae. Gene Ontology annotation, molecular function: carboxylic ester hydrolase activity; lysophosphatidic acid acyltransferase activity.
GAUUGCGCAAUUUUUAAAGAAAAAGUUGUUUAUCUUUUGUCGUCUAUCCUUAUUGUAAAUGUUCAAUAUGAUUUAUCAAAAAAAGAUCACCAAACUUCAAAUAAGAUUAGCGUAGAAAUGAAUUGUUUUUAUAUUUUGAAAUUUUUGUUUUCUCUGUAGUAAUUAGUAUUACUUUUCCCACUCUUCUUUAUAAAAUAAUUAUUAAAGUGAAUUCCAAUCACCAUGUCAAGAACUUCAAAAAUUGAACGUAUUGCUUAUAUAUUAUCAUGGAUUGUGAACUUUAUUCCUACUGCCUUUUUAACUCUUUGUCCAAAAUUUAUAUCAAAUAGAAUUAGAUGGUGUCCUACAUCUGAUCAAGAACUGGAAUCCGCUGAAUUGAUGGUUUUUCUAAAUUUAAAGCAAUCUUAUGAACUGGAAUUUGUGAACAUAGGAAAAUGCUGUGGUAAAACGGACAAUUUUAUUAGAACAAUAUCACUAAAUAAAACUUCUGAUAAUACUCCAUUAGUAUUACUUCAUGGCUUUCCAUGUGCGACUGGGUAUUGGGUAAAAAAUCUGGAUAAACUUUCUAUGCAUAGACCUGUUUAUGCCUUAGAUUUGUUAGGUUUUGGCCGGAGCUCGAGACCUCAGUUUAGUAAUGAUGCUGAAGAAAUUCAGACACAGUUUAUUGCUUCUUUAGAAAUGUGGAGGAAGGCAGUUGGACUAAAUAAAUUCAUCCUUCUUGGUCAUGACGUGGGUGGCUAUAUAGCUGCAUCAUAUGCUAAAGAGUUUCCAGAGAGAAUAGCCCUUUUGAUUCUUGCUAAUCCAUGGGGUAUAGAAGAAAAACGUAUUCAGUCUCACCACCACUAUGAAAUGGACUUGUGGGUCAAAUUCUUAGACACCUUUUUUCAAGGAUUCAACUUUUUGGCUCUUAUUAGACUAGCCGGUCCAUUUGGACCAUAUCUUGUAAAACUUUGUCGACAAGAUUUGAAGAAAAAAUUUGCCAUGUCUCACAUGGACCCUAAGUUUGUUAUUGACUAUUUAUAUCAUUGCAAUGUUCAGAAUCCUAGUGGGGAGGCUGCUUAUAAGGCAAUGACAGAUGGUUCAGGCUAUGCUCAGCAUCCAAUAAUGAAUGACAUUAUCCAUUUAAAACGUAACCUACCCAUCACUUUUGUAUAUGGGUCUAGAUCAUGGAUCGACAGGCAACCUGGUUUGCAAAUUAAAUUUUCAAGGCUGAAUGCUUUUGUUGGAAUUCAGAUUGUUGAAGGAGCUGGAAUCCUAAUUCAUGCUGAUAAACCUGAUAACUUUAAUAACUUAAUUAACAAAAUUUGUCAAAAUUUUGAUCAGGGACUUUUACUUCCUCGGGAUCUAUGAUUAUUUGCCAAACUUUUAAAUAAUGCAGUUUUAAGGUUACUGCAUAUUUAUGUAAAUAAUAUUUAUUGUAAAAAUGCAACUUUUUUUAAACAUUUAUUUGAGAUAUAUUUUUCUCAAUGGUUAACUAAUCAAUCUAUACUCAUUAAAAUCAAAAAAUUUUCCUUAAAUGACAUUUUUUACAGAACUGUUAUUAUAUUUUUUAUUAAUAUUUUAUGAUUAGUGUUUUUUUUAUGUGUAUGUAUAUAUUUGGGAUUUU